AUGCCUCAUGGUGGAGCACUUCAGAUGCACUUCAAAACCCGAGUCAAGACGAGAAAUCUGGAAAUGGUGGAUAGGUUGUCUGUGAGUAGAUCAGCUGAGUGGCCCAGUUUGCCGUACCGUAUCCCUGCUACCAGCACGACCAGUCAGCUGACCGCUUACUCUCACGCCAAGUCCCUCUACUCAGCGGCAAGAUGGUCCAAACUCCGCCUCUUCCUCCGCUCCAGCUACUUCAGUGCAGCUCACCAGCCUGACCUACAGAACCUAUGGUAUUGUUCACUUUAUGAGGAGUACAAGACAGCGAGAGGCUUGAGAGACAUGACCCCUGCUCAGAGAUACAGGAUACGGAGGAACAACCCGCUUCCUAAAACUCUAUCCGCCACCAAGUUUACUGCUAAUAACUAUUUUGAUGACGACACAAAGGCUAUUCUUGACAUGUUCUAUGCCAAGUCAAAGUACCCUUUGGUGGAUGACUGUGAGGUUAUCAUGGCCAGGACCGGCCUCAAGAUGAACCAGAUUAAGACAUACUUUAAGAACAAGAGAUCAAGAAGUAAAGCGACGGAGACCGAGCUGAAUGUCAGUCAGGACGGAGAGAUUGAUAUUAUAACGCAGGGUGAUGGUGGUGCUAGUAAUGACAUGGACGAGAUGGAGUUUGGGCCAUUUGAUGCAGACAAUAUUGACUUUGAGAUCAACCUCUCACAAUUGUCUCAAACUAUAAAAACCGAGCAAAUUGACCAUGCUGAGAUGCAUCAAGAGUGA
This is a messenger RNA of Bolinopsis microptera, 756 nucleotides long. RefSeq names its product homeobox protein unc-39-like. Gene Ontology annotation, molecular function: RNA polymerase II cis-regulatory region sequence-specific DNA binding; DNA-binding transcription factor activity, RNA polymerase II-specific. Gene Ontology annotation, cellular component: nucleus; transcription regulator complex. The transcript is spliced from 2 exons. The coding region runs from base 1 to 756 and encodes 251 amino acids. NCBI's taxonomy places the organism in Eukaryota, Metazoa, Ctenophora, Tentaculata, Lobata, Bolinopsidae. The record is from RefSeq and is a predicted model, not a curated record. Gene Ontology annotation, biological process: regulation of transcription by RNA polymerase II.